UUUUUACUGGUACAAUCAUGCGCCAGACAGAGAUAGAGAUGAUGGAGUGAACAGGAAAGAAAGCUAUAAAGAAGAAAUGAGAGAUCAGAUGAGAGGGGAAAGCACAGACGUGAGUGUGAUAUUAGAGGAAGAGAGGAAAGAAAGAGAGAGAAAAAUAGAAGCAAAGUAGGAGAUUAAGUGCGGGAGUCAGACGUUAACUCAAAAAGUCACAUGUGAGUCUGCAGCAGUGUUGCCAAGAUGAGGCUCUAUUUUUAGGGGAGGAAUGUACACAGAGGCCUCGUGGAAAGAGACCAUAACAACAAACAGCAUGCAAUGCGCUCCUACAAAGAGACAGCCCCCUUUGGAACAUACAGUCACACAGCAUCAACACGAGUGAAUAGAGGAACAAAGUACAGGAAAAUGUUGAGACAUCAGAUUUUCUGCUGAGAUCUUGCUUUGAAUACAGAGUGGGACCCCGAGAAAACACAAAGAAAGAGAAGAAGAACAGCAUGGACCAAUCAGCAAUCAAAGUCUUCCACUACAAAGACAAGGAGCAGUCCUCCAACCUGCUACUGCAGCUCAACAGACUGAGACAGGAGAACAUCCUGACAGAUGUGUCACUGUGUUCAGAUAACACAGAGAUCCCGUGUCACCGCAAUGUCCUGGUCUCCAGCAGCCCCUAUUUCAGAGCCAUGUUCUGCAAUAACUUCUUGGAAAAGCAGCAGACCCAGAUUAACUUGAAGGGAAUCACAUCAUCCAUUCUGAGCAGUAUCAUUGACUAUGUUUACACAGGACUCAUUAGUAUCAGCAUGGACAUUGUGCUGCCUUUAAUGCAGGCAGCAUCCAUGUUGCAAUAUGACCGCCUUUUUGAGGCCUGCUCAAGCUUCCUUCAGGAGCAACUAAGCAUUGACAACUGUUUGAGCAUGAUCAGACUCUCUGAGAUCAUGAAUUGUUGCAGUUUGAGAGACAAGGCAAAAGCAAUGGCCAUGAAGAGCUUCUCAGACGUAUCAACAUCUGAGGAACUGUGUGAGCUCUCCUUACCAGAGCUCAUGGGAUACCUGGAGGAUGAUAGUCUUUGUGCUGAGGAGGAGCAGGUCUUUGAGACACUUGUUGCUUGGAUCCACCAUGAUCCUUUAUCCCGGCGUGGUGCCAUCAGUGACCUUUUCAAGAAAGUUCGCCUUCGCUACAUCCAUCCCACCUACCUCUUUCAAUUCAUAGCCAACGACCCACUGAUCCAGUCUUCCACCCUCUGCACCGAGCUUGUAGAGUCUGUGAGACGCCUGAUGUUUUCUGUCAGCACAAAAUGCAACAGUGAUACGGCAGUUGACUUCAAACCUCUCUGGGUUGCACCUAGGCGCUACUCCUACCAUGACAUGUUGGUGGUGGUAGGAGGGCGGAAGAACAACGAGCAGACCUCAAGGGAGGCCCUUGUCUUUGACGAGAAGAGCGAAAAGUGGCAGUGGCUCGCCAAGUUGCCCAUUCGUCUAUACAAAGCCUCCUAUGUCGCCCUCCACAGUGUCUUGUAUGUUAUCGGAGGCUUGACUACAAACACAAAGUACAGCCAAGUCAGUACAACAGUCUACACCCUCUCUCUCAAGACCAACCAGUGGAGGACAGCGGAGCCAAUGCUGAAGCCACGCUUUGCCCACCAGAAUGUCUCCUACCUCCACUACAUCUUUGUCCUGGGAGGCCUUGGGUCUGACAAGCAACUGACAGACAGUGUGGAGAGGUACAACAGUAUGUUCAACCAAUGGGAGUCUAUGGCGCCCAUGCCUGAGGCUGUGUUGCACCCUGCAGUGGCUGCUACUAACCAGAGGAUCUAUGUGUUUGGAGGCGAGGACGCUAUGCAGAACCCAGUCAGAAUAAUACAGGUGUAUCACAUUGCCAGGAACAUGUGGUGUAAGAUGGAGAACAGAUCAGUGAAGAAUCUGUCUGCCCCUGCUGCCAUUAUGGAUGAUAAAAUCUACAUCAUUGGAGGAUACACCCGGAGAGUGAUCGCAUACGACACCAAAGCCAACCGGUUCAUCAAGUGUGCCAACCUGAAGGAGAGGAGAAUGCACCACUCUGCCACUGUUCUCAAUAACAAACUCUACAUCACCGGCGGACGUUACAUCAGCGGCCAUGACAUCAUCAUGGACUCGGACAAUUUCGAGUGCUAUGACCCAAAGACAGACACUUGGACAUCUAAGGGGUCUCUGCCAUAUAAACUGUUUGACCACGGUUCCCUGACUCUGACGCAUGUCUCAGAGACAUGGGCAAAAUCAUAGCUGAGGUCUGAUUUAUACUUGAAUGAAUAAUAAAUGAUAUUCACCUGAAAUCAGUUUAUUUGAAACAGAAUGAUUGUCAUUCGAGAUGUACUCAUGCAAAGAAAAUGACUAAUUGUAAAUACUGUGGUUUUGUUUUGUUAUGCUUUCAUCAGAGAUGUCGAUACAUAGAAUUAUGCAUACCUCAAAUAUUCAUGAAUAUAUAAGAAUCUUUAUACCUGAAAAUGUUCCUUUCAAUAUUUCAUGUAUUUUCUGUUUUUAACAACAAAACCUGAACCUUGAAAACAAGCCAUCCUGCUGUAUAGCCCCUUCUUAACCUGUCUGACUUCCCAAAGGGUGAACAAACUAUUUCUGGUCUGCUCUAAAUCAUGAGAUUUCACUUGUCAUGUUUAAAUCCUUGAGCUGUGUACUGUUUGAUGUAAGUCAAAGCCAUGUUCAGCUUUUAGCUCUGAACCUGCUGCUGUGUCCGGGGAACUUCUGGAUCACAAUUUGUUGCUUCACUGCAAAAUCAUGAUGAAAUUAUGUCAUAAUAUUGUUAUCAAAUAUUUCAUGCUGGAGUGCAAAACUAAAGAAAAGAAAUGUGUUAAAAAUUGGAGCUUUAGAUACAAACACGAGUGAAGUUUUUGUUUUAUAUGUAUGCUGAAAUGACAACUAACUUUUAUAUGACUGUUACAGUAUAUGAAACUGUGGCUAAAAGAAUAGCACCAAAUUCUGCAUUUAAUAAGACAAAGUUUUACCCUUUUGAAAUUGUUUUCUGAUGCUUUUGUACUUCUUUUUUGGUUUUAGCUCUUUUUGUUUACAAUAAAG
Messenger RNA from Larimichthys crocea (large yellow croaker), 3050 nucleotides. RefSeq names its product kelch-like protein 38. Gene Ontology annotation, molecular function: protein binding. Lineage: Eukaryota; Metazoa; Chordata; Actinopteri; Sciaenidae. The record is from RefSeq and is a predicted model, not a curated record. The coding region runs from base 489 to 2246 and encodes 585 amino acids. The transcript is spliced from 5 exons.